AUGGAGGACCAAGAAAUCGAAGUGCUUUUCGAAUACCUUAAAAGGGAGCCGGAGAUGUACCGGAUUUUGCAAAGGUUCGUGAGCAGGACUGUUCAGUUUGAACAGUCGCUCAUAGAAAGGAUGGCGGAGGCGGGGUGGAGGUUGGAGGAACUGGUAGGGCAAAGUGCCCAGCCAGCAAUGGAAGAGGACCCGGUACCUCAGGAGCCGGAAUUUAAUGAAGAAGAGGCAGAGUGGGCUCCUCUGCCUGAGAAUGAAAAUGGUGAUGAGGUCGAGAACUGGCCAUCAGAAGCAGAGUGGACCCCUCUGCCGGAAGACGAAGAAGAAGAAGAGCCUGAGGUACCGGGGGUACCAAUGGAGAACGAGGAACCGGUAGAAGCAGUAGGCGAGCUCGUCCUACGAAAGAGGACAAUAAGAAUCCCGGUUCCUGCCAUGCAAGAGGCAAUGGCUGCGGCACCUCCGGAAAAGUUCGAACCAGUUGAUUUAAAAAAUCUUCCGGAGCAACUCCGAAGAGAGUUGAUAGUGCCGCAAGCAGAGCCAUACACGGUGGCACAAGGAGAAGGAAACAAGAACAUCGUGUGUGGCCUCUGCUGCAGGCAGUUUGAAACGUUGAAAGGGUGGCGCAUUCACGCGUCGAGAACACACAAGCAAGAUGGCUUUUGUGCCCGUUGUGGGCAUUACCUCUUGCUGCCACCUGAAUUUACGGCCGCCCAAAGAACGGCAGCAAUGGAGCUUCAUGCCCUCGAUUGGUGCCCGAGGGCAUGCGCGGCCGUAAUAAGCGAACGACAGGUGAAGCGGCGCAGACUUGACCUAGUAGGAAGAGAAGAGGAUGCGCAUCACCUCUUCAUCCCAGGUAAGAAAUUAAUUAGCAUUGAAGAAGCUAAUAUUAUUGCCUGGUCUUCCAUAUGCGGCUACCUGUCGCUGCCUGCUGCGAAUCUCCAUCCUCUUCCAAUGAAAGACGUCCAAGCUGGUUAG
Brugia pahangi is the source of this 972-nucleotide messenger RNA. The record is from the annotation of a GenBank genome assembly. NCBI's taxonomy places the organism in Eukaryota, Metazoa, Nematoda, Chromadorea, Rhabditida, Onchocercidae.